CAAGGCUUCGAUAUUUUUUUGGGAGCUCUGGACCCAAAGGCCGGGAAGCUCCACGAAAUAAUCAAAUUACCCCCCCAACGGCGCGCGUUCCACCCACCACCACACCCCCUUUGCAACGACUCUUGUAGUUCCGUCACGACCAGACCAAAGAGACCCAUCCUUCACACACCGGCCACAAGAUGUCUUUCGGAGGCCAAACACCCACCAUCAUUGUCCUGAAAGAGGGGACCGACACCUCUCAGGGCAAGGGCCAGAUCAUCUCCAAUAUCAACGCCUGUCUCGCCGUUCAGGCCACGAUAAAGUCUACUCUCGGCCCCUAUGGCGGUGAUCUCCUCAUGGUCGAUGCCAACGGCAAGCAGACCAUCACCAAUGAUGGUGCCACCGUCAUGAAGCUCCUGGACAUUGUCCACCCCGCCGCCCGCAUCCUCGUCGAUAUUGCCCGGUCACAAGACGCCGAAGUCGGUGACGGUACUACCUCCGUCGUUGUUCUCGCCGGCGAGAUCCUCAAGGAGGUCAAGGAGCAUGUUGAGAAUGGGGUCAGCUCACAGAUCAUCAUCAAGGGUCUCAGGAGAGCGUCGACCAUGGCGGUGAACAAGAUCAAGGAGAUUGCUGUCAACACAACCGAGGGCAACAGGAGAGACACACUCGAGAAGCUCGCUGCCACCGCCAUGACCAGCAAGCUUAUCAAGCGUAACACCGAGUUCUUCACAAAGAUGGUCGUCGACGCCGUCCUCUCCCUCGAUCAAGAAGACCUCAACGAAAAGUUAAUAGGCAUCAAGAAGAUCCCCGGCGGUUCCCUUACCGACUCCCUCUUCGUAAACGGUGUCGCCUUCAAGAAGACCUUCUCCUACGCCGGUUUCGAGCAGCAGCCCAAGUCCUUCAAGAAGCCCAAGAUUGUCUGCCUGAACGUCGAGCUUGAGCUCAAGGCCGAGAAGGACAACGCCGAGGUCCGCGUCGAGCACGUAUCCGAGUACCAAGCCAUCGUCGACGCCGAAUGGCAAAUCAUCUUCAAGAAGCUCGAAGCCCUGCAUGAGACCGGUGCCAAGGUUGUCCUCUCCAAGCUCCCCAUUGGUGACUUGGCUACCCAAUACUUCGCUGAUUGCGACAUCUUCUGCGCUGGUCGUGUGUCCGCCGAUGAUAUGGAGCGUGUUGUUCAAGCCACCGGCGCCACUAUCCAGAGCACCUGCUCCGACAUCCGCGCCGAGCAUCUCGGCACAUGCGAGUCCUUCGACGAGAGACAAAUCGGCGGCGAGCGCUUCAACUUCUUUGAGGGCUGCCCCUCCGCCAAGACCUGCACUCUUGUCCUCCGAGGUGGUGCUGAGCAGUUCAUCGCCGAGGUUGAGCGCUCUCUCCACGACGCCCUCAUGAUUGUCAAGCGCGCCAUCCGCAACAAGACUAUUGUUGGCGGUGGUGGUGCCACAGAAAUGGAGAUUUCCGCCUACCUCCAUCGGUUCGCCGAUCGCGACGUAGCCCACAAGCAGCAAGCUAUCAUCAAGAGCUUCGCCAAGGCCAUGGAGGUCAUCCCCCGCCAGCUCUGCGACAACGCCGGGUUCGACGCGACUGAUAUCCUCAACAGACUCAGAGUUGAGCACAGAAGGGGCAACACCUGGGCGGGUGUUGACUUUGUCAACGAGGGCACAACAGACAUGAUGGAGAGAUUUGUUUGGGAGCCUGCGCUGGUCAAGAUCAAUGCUAUUCAGGCUGCCACGGAGGCUGCGUGCUUGAUUUUGGGCGUGGAUGAGACGAUUAGAAACGAGGAGAGCGCGGCUCCUCAAGCCCCAGGUGCUGCUCUGCGUCCUGGUGAUGCGCAGAGGGCACUUGGUGGGAGGGGGCGUGGAAGGGGUAUGCCCAGGCGGUAAAGGGGGCUGGAAAAGGGGGCUGUAGAUAAAAGUGAUGGAACACCGGGGGUUGUUGCAUGAGCAUGGGGUGUUGAUACCUAGAUUCUUUGC
Messenger RNA from Podospora bellae-mahoneyi, 1949 nucleotides. It is a transcript of the gene CCT7, whose product is annotated as T-complex protein 1 subunit eta. Gene Ontology annotation, biological process: protein folding. Lineage: Eukaryota; Fungi; Ascomycota; Sordariomycetes; Sordariales; Podosporaceae. Gene Ontology annotation, cellular component: chaperonin-containing T-complex. Bases 180 to 1859 code for a protein of 559 amino acids. The record is from RefSeq and is a predicted model, not a curated record. Gene Ontology annotation, molecular function: ATP hydrolysis activity; ATP binding; ATP-dependent protein folding chaperone. The transcript is spliced from 3 exons.